Messenger RNA from Benincasa hispida (wax gourd), 4233 nucleotides. RefSeq names its product LOW protein: zinc finger CCCH domain protein. NCBI's taxonomy places the organism in Eukaryota, Viridiplantae, Streptophyta, Magnoliopsida, Cucurbitales, Cucurbitaceae. The record is from RefSeq and is a predicted model, not a curated record.
GAAUAUCAUCGAAGGCCUGAAUGAAAUUGUGAAAGAGUUGCUUGUUAUGGUGUUUGGCGAGGGGGCUGAAUUGGAUGAGAGAAGAAAAAGAAUCGACGGCUGAGAAUUGAUGAGAUCAACGGUUGUCCGGUGGCCGGCGAUGGAUUUUUAACCGGCGAAGUGGGCAGUGGCAGCAGCGUAAUUUCGUAUCACGUGGACCAAAUUAUCCGCAAACCGCUAGUCCUCUCCGGGUCUCGUCUUUCUCCCUCUCUCUCUCUCAGACAUAACCCCAAAUCCAGACUCCUCAACUCCCAAGAAACCGUUUUCAUCUCUUCUCAGCCGCCGUCGCCCUAUCUCCGGCCGGCAUCUGCUUUCCGGCGAUCCCAUAACCUUGUUCGCUCUAGGGUUUUCUUUUUCUUUUUUGCAUUUCGUGUUCCGCGUGAGACCGGUGCUAUUUCAGUGUGAAUCCCUGAUUCGUAUGUUCUUUCCUUCGUGGGGAAUGGCGUUGCUGUUAGGGUUUUGAUUGUGCCCACUCGAACUGUGGGAUACUGCUGGAAGAUUUGAAAUUUAGGGUUAUUUUUGUUUCUUUUUAAUUUACUUAAGGGGUUUCUUUUGAAAUUAGGGUUUUCAGUGUGAUUCAGUAUGCCGAGGGGUUCCAGGCACAAAUCUACUAGACAUGGGUUGAAGGAUGCUAGAGAAUCCUCGGACUCGGAAAAUGAUUCCACUCUGAGGGAUCGGAAGGGCAAAGAGAGUGGGAGUAGAGUAUUGAAGGAUUCUGCUUCUAGUGAGAAGCGCAGAUUCGAUUCGAAGGAUACAAAAGAGUUUUACGGUUCAGAGAAUCUGGAGACGGAAGAGCAUGGACAUUCGAAGCGGCGUAAGGAGAGGUAUGAUGAGGGAACGACUGAUAGGUGGAAUGGGGGAAGCGACGAUGAGCUUGGUGUUCCUUCCAAAAAGUCAAAACCGUCAGUGGAUUCAAAGAGCAAAAGAAGGGAUGAGAGUGUGGGAUUGCAGGGGGAUGGCGAAGAACUCAAGAAGAGUAGUGGGAAGGGUGAGGGAAGGCACCGGGAGUCCAGCCGAAAGGAGGGUAGGAAUGGUGGAGGGGAAAGGGAAAGGGAUAGGGAUAGGGAUAGGGAUAGGGACAGGGAUAGGGACAGAGACAGAGAGGGAGAGGGAGGGGAGAGGGAGAGGGAGAGGGAGAGGGAGAAGGAUAGGAAAGGUAGAGAAGGAAGAAGUGACAGGGGGGUUGCAAGUGAGGAACUCCGUGUUGAAAAGCAAGUGGAAAAGAACACAGAGAAUGUAUUGCAUAGCCCUGGAUUAGAGAAUCACCUGGAGAUACGAGUUAGGAAGGGAGCUGGAUCUUUUGAUGGGGAUAAACGUAAAGAUGAUAUUGGAGAUGUCGAAAAUAGACAGCUAUCUUCAAAGAAUGAUACUGUGAAGGAUGUAAGACGAAAGAGUGAGAAGUACAAGGAUGAGAGAAAUAGGGAGAAGUACCGAGAAGAUGUUGAUAGGGAUGGCAAGGAAAGAGAUGAGCAGCUUGUUAAAGAUCACAUCAGCAGGUCAAAUGACAGAGAUUUGAGAGAUGAGAAGGAUGCAAUGGAUAUGCAUCAUAAGAGAAACAAGCCUCAAGAUAGUGAUCUUGAUAGGGAGGUGACCAAGGCCAAACGUGAAGGUGAUCUAGAUGCUAUGCGUGAUCAUGAUCAAGAGAGUAGGCGUAGGCGCGAUCGUGGUCGUGAUCGUGACCGUGACCAUGAUCGGGAUGGGAGACGGAAUCGUAGUCGCAGUCGUGCUCGUGACCGUUACUCUGAUUAUGAAUGCGAUGUUGACCGGGAUGGAUCACAUCUUGAGGAUCAAUACACAAAAUAUGUUGAUAGUAGGGGAAGGAAAAGAUCUCCAAAUGAUCACGAUGAUUCUGUUGAUGCUAGAUCUAAAAGUUUGAAGAAUAGUCACCAUGCAAAUGAUGAAAAGAAAUCUUUGAGCAAUGAUAAAGUGGACUCAGAUGCCGAGAGAGGAAGAUCUCAAUCACGAUCCCGUCACGUAGAUGUCAAUUUAAGCAGCCAUAGACGGAAGAGUUCACCUAGUUCUCUGUCACGCGUUGGCACAGAUGAAUACAGGCAUCAAGAUCAGGAAGAUUUGAAAGAUCGAUACCCGAAAAAGGAAGACAGGUCCAAAUCCAUUUCUACUAGAGAUAAAGGUGUUCUUUCAGGAGUACAAGAAAAGGGUUCAAAGUACAGUUAUUCAGAGAAACCCAGUGAAACAGAGGGUGGCAAUGCUACUGAGCUAUUACGAGACAGGUCUUUAAAUUCUAAGAAUGUUGACAUUGAAGAAAGUGGUCGAAGGCACAAUACUUCUAUUGAUGCCAAAGACCUCUCUUCUAAUAAGGACAGGCAUAGCUGGGAUAUACAAGGUGAGAAGCCUCUGAUGGAUGAUUCAUCCCAGGCAGAGUCCUAUUAUAGCAAAGGUAGUCAGAACAAUCCAUCACCGUUCCAUCCACGCCCUGCUUUUAGGGGUGGAGUUGACAUUCCAUUUGAUGGUUCACUAGAUGAUGAUGGCAGACUUAAUUCUAAUAACCGUUUUCGAAGGGGUAGUGAUCCAAAUUUGGGAAGAGUACAUGGCAACACAUGGAGAGGUGUUCCAAACUGGUCAGCACCACUUCCAAAUGGCUUUAUCCCUUUUCAGCAUGGACCUCCUCCUCAUGGAAGUUUCCAAUUAAAUAUGCCACAGUUUCCAGCACCACCUUUAUUUGGUAUCAGACCACCACUUGAAAUCAAUCACUCUGGAAUUCAUUACCGGAUGCCUGAUGCUGAAAGGUUUUCCAGUCACAUGCAUUCACUAGGGUGGCAGAAUAUGUUGGAUGGUUCAAGCCCUUCUCACUUACAUGGAUGGGAUGGAAAUAACGGUAUCUUUAGGGAUGAAUCUCAUAUUUAUAGUGGAGCUGAAUGGGAUGAGAACAGGCAGAUGGUGAAUGGUCGAGGAUGGGACUCCAAAACUGAAAUGUGGAAGAGACAGAGUGGUUCCCUGAAAAGAGAAUUACCUUCCCAAUUCCAGAAGGAUGAGCGUUCAGUGCAAGAUCCUGUUGAUGAUGUAUCAAGUAGAGAGGUGUGUGAUGAGAGUGCUGAUACUAUUCUGACAAAAACUGCUGAAAUAAGGCCUAAUAUCCCUUCUGCAAAAGAAAGCCCCAAUACUCCUGAGCUCUUCUCUGAAACACCAACUCCUCUUAGACGAUCAAUGGAUGAUAAUUCUAAACUGAGUUGUUCUUACCUUUCUAAGCUUAAGAUUUCCACAGAACUUGCACAUCCUGAUUUGUACCACCAGUGUCAGAGAUUAAUGGAUAUUGAGCACUCUGUGACUGCAGAUGAGGAAACUGCUGCUUACAUAGUUCUUGAGGGUGGUUUGAGAGCUGUGUCCAUCUCUUCAAAUAGUGUGCAUCAAUCUCUUUUCCAUCCAGACAAGAACUCAGUUUUUCAGCAUGCAAUGGACUUGUACAAAAAGCAGAGAAUGGAAAUGAAGGAGAUGCAAGUUGUUUCUGGGGGAAUGCCAUCCUCUGAGAGGAGGCUUGAAGAGAAGGGGAUGCAAGUUGUUUCUGGGGGACUGGCUUCCUCUGAGAGGGAACUUGAAGAGAAGGCCUUUGAUUUCAAUGAUGAAGAAGUUAAGGCUCCUAUUUCAACUGUUGAUGAGGAAAUGGAACAGACACCCAUCAAAACCACUGGUGCUGAUAAGGAAGUUGAGGUGGCUGAUGCGCGGGGGAAAUUGGAGGAUGUGGCUUCAACUGCCAGUCAGGAGGAGGUUAAGUGUCUUGAAAACUCAGAGGAGUCAUUGCCGAUUACCAAUCCAACCGAAGUGGUUAUGAUUGCUUCGGAACAUCAGGAAAACCUAGAUGCUGAAAAGGAUACCGUCGUCGUAGCAAAUGACAACAUACCAGUCGAUGACACCGAUAAAUUCAGUAACAAUGACGUCAAAGGGAUUGCCAACAGCAAAGAUUCUACUCGACGUGGAGUUGGUAAUUCUUGUUUUGAAAAUGGAGUGAGUGGUCCUUUAUCUUUUCCAGACGAAAUACCCGAGACUUGUGAGGGUUUAAUGCCUGUGUCAAUUGGGUCUGAGUCUUUAAUUUUGAGUCAGAUACAUCAUUCUCCUGAAAGUACACAUUGAAACAAUUUUAAUAAUCGCUGUUUUUCAUAUUUCUUAGUUAAGUUAUUGAUUUUUCUAUUCUUGUUGCUUCAUCUUCCUGCAAGGAAUAAAAUUUCCUACUAUUCUGCA